Messenger RNA from Haliotis rufescens (red abalone), 1147 nucleotides. RefSeq lists its product as uncharacterized. The coding region runs from base 165 to 929 and encodes 254 amino acids. Lineage: Eukaryota; Metazoa; Mollusca; Gastropoda; Lepetellida; Haliotidae. The record is from RefSeq and is a predicted model, not a curated record. The transcript has 2 exons.
GUCAGAGAAAGCUCAUGUAUCGUAGUUGUGGUCUGCGUUGUCGUUAUUUCAGGCUAAGACAUGCAUAAAGUGCAGACCCUGACGGAAGGACUCCAUUCCCCGGACAUCAUCGAGUUGGACCACUUCUACCCAAUUCUGCCGACAGCCACCCUUCUACGUUGAACAUGCCAGUUCACGACCUCCAUAAGCCACUGGAAGAUUGGGCCAAGAAGUGGAACAACAUCAGUGACGGGGAUUUUACAAAUGGUGAUGUGAGGCUAGAGGUUGAAACCAAGAAACUCCGUAUCAGAACCACAGACCCAAAGUUCUGCACUAAACCCUCGCUUGCUACUGGCUCUCAUUCUCCAUCUGGUGUCCUGUUCAAAUCCAAAUACAUGAACAGGACGAACGCCACCCAGGAACAUACAUUCAUCAUGGAGAGACAGACCGAGGCCACAGUCACGACCUCUUUGUCAAACGGCUUCACCAGAAACGGUAACGUUGGAAUACAGAUCAGCGUUCCUGACGAUGUCUCCAAUGCAACGGGCAGCUUCGGGUCGGACGUGAGCGUGGAGACAGAGGACGAGAACACGGUGAAGCACUCUGUGGGCUGGUCCGUCACCUCCAAGGUGAACGCCCUGCCUGGUAAGACAACGGUCGCCGUCCUCAGGAUUAAAGAGAAGACGUAUGACUUCACCUUCCAGGCCAAGGUCACCUUGAAGGGGCGGGUUCUGGUACGGAUCAUGGAUGGCAGCGGAACAGUUCUACGGGUCAUGGAGAAUGACCUGGCCACCAUCUUGGAUGAAGAUGACGAAUUCAAGCAAACACCGGGUGUCGCCGUUGACACCGGAUCAAGGAAGGUAACCUGGGACGUGACUGGGUCGCUUAACUUCCGGUUCGGUGUGUCGCAGGAAGUGGAGGUGUCCUACGAGGACGAGCAGAAGAAGUAAGUUCAGCAGAAGCAGUAACGUCACUCUAAUGGUGACACCCUUCUAACCAGACUCUGUUGGACGCUUGUUUAACUCCUUAUGCAGAUAUAACCCAAAGUUUGUGUGUCAACUUGUUACCAGGUCUGUCAGGACCCUGACUGCCAGUUAGUUCGGCCCACAAAUGAAACAUCUAUUUAUCUACGUCUGUAUGACGACUGAAAUAAAAUCAUGGUGAUUUU